Oncorhynchus nerka (sockeye salmon) is the source of this 651-nucleotide messenger RNA. RefSeq names its product C-C motif chemokine 2-like. Gene Ontology annotation, cellular component: extracellular region. Bases 24 to 563 code for a protein of 179 amino acids. The record is from RefSeq and is a predicted model, not a curated record. Gene Ontology annotation, biological process: immune response. Gene Ontology annotation, molecular function: chemokine activity. The transcript is spliced from 3 exons. Lineage: Eukaryota; Metazoa; Chordata; Actinopteri; Salmoniformes; Salmonidae.
GUAGGAAAGUAUUUGUGUAUGGCAUGUCUCUCUCUGUGUAUGAGUCUGUGGUGUUGAUGGGCUUAAAAAGAGCUGCAGUUCUGGUGAAAGUCACACAUCUGCAAACUCUCAGAGUGAGCGAUUCAGACAGAAUGAUGGGCCUCCGCUCUCUCUUGCUCCUCUUCAGCACAACUCUACUGAUGUCCACUUCUUCUUCUCAUGCCAGUGGAGCAGUAACUCCGUGCUGUAUAGAGAUGAAAGGCACUAUGGUGCGUCGUGACCUGAUCAAGCGCUACUACAUACAAGACACAGCCAUGUGUAACCUCAAGGCAGUGACGUUUGUCACAGUGAAAGGCAUACGAAUCUGCUCUGACCCUUCCAACCCCUGGGCAAAGAAAACCAUGCAGUACCUGGACAAUAAGAACAAGCCUCACACACUGAAAAAACAUCACAUCACAUCAACUACUACUACUACGACCACCGCCGCACAACCAGCAAAAUACAACCCUCACAAAACAACAUUUUCAGCUCACAACCCCAAAAUUGCAUCUCAAUGGCCAACGACUCUCACCACAAGACAAUGAAGAACAUAGAAUGUUCCAGUUACCUCAUAGUAAAUGAGACUAUUGACUUUGAAUAUUUGAACAUUCUCAAAAUGCUGUGCUUAUAACA